This is a messenger RNA of Dalotia coriaria, 2046 nucleotides long. Its product is annotated as choline/ethanolamine kinase. NCBI's taxonomy places the organism in Eukaryota, Metazoa, Arthropoda, Insecta, Coleoptera, Staphylinidae. Gene Ontology annotation, cellular component: cytoplasm. The transcript is spliced from 5 exons. The coding region runs from base 425 to 1555 and encodes 376 amino acids. Gene Ontology annotation, molecular function: ethanolamine kinase activity; choline kinase activity. The record is from RefSeq and is a predicted model, not a curated record. Gene Ontology annotation, biological process: CDP-choline pathway; phosphatidylethanolamine biosynthetic process.
CCCGUGGUAUUCGUACACUCUCGUCGGUAAAUUCCCGUUCGCAGUAAAUCGAGGCUACCGCCAGACGAGCAGCCACGAUAGGCGCACGAUUGUAUAAACCGGUCUCUGCGCAUCAGCUCGCAUCAGUUUGGAUCGAAACGUCUCGGCGUCCGGCACGUAACGUGAUACUGAUACAAAUACAAGUUUAUAUACAAAUCGCACGUAUAUAAUAUAAAAAAUCAAUAUUACUAUUUUAUGCGUACAAAAACAUUUUAUGCAAAAUAAUUUCCACAAAUUGUUUAAACUAUUAAUUAAAUUAUUAGAUUUAUCGUAACAGAUCGUAAAGAUUCUGUCCACCUUGCGCGUAUUUGUGUUCUUGUGCGUGUUGGGCAGAGGGCGCUGCUUGUCCCAUCAAAAAAAUCAAAUUUAAGAAGCGUGAAGAAACAUGAGUAUUAUGACCAAUAAAAAGAUGCAUUCGGAUCACGCCGAAAUGAAAGAGCUGGCGACACGAAUCUGCCGCGAUUAUCUCAACGGCGCGUGGAAGGACGUGACACCACAAACAAUCGGCUUCAAACACAUCAGCGGUGGUUUAUCCAACUUAUUAUACCACAUCUCCCUGCCAGAGGACGCAAUCGGCGGCGAGAAAUACCGCGGCGAACCAAAAGAGGUCCUCAUCCGUGUCUAUGGCCAAACCCACGGCGACGCCGACCAGGCCCUCGCCUGCCUCAUCACCGAAAGCGUCGUGUUUACCCUGCUAAGCGAACGUGGCUUAGGCCCUAAACUACACGGCAUCUUCCCCGGCGGACGCAUUGAGGAAUACAUCAAUGCGCGCACGCUACAGACGCACGACCUGCAUGAUCCGCUCUAUUCGCGCCUCAUCGCCGAAAAAAUGGCGAUGAUACACCAAAUGGAGGUGCCUUUACACAAGGAACCCACAUGGCUCUGGCAGACCCUACACAGGUGGCUCAACACCUGGAAAGACAUGAGCGCGACCAAAUUACCACCGGAUGCACAACCCCUACAAGAAUGUGAUUUACACGCAGAAGCUCGCUGGAUUCGUCAAACCGUCGACGAAUUACACUGCCCAGUCGCUUUCUGUCACAAUGACAUGCAAGAAGGGAAUAUCCUAAGCGUCCAGGACGAGAAUGAGAACAACUAUGGUGAACCACGGCUUGUAAUCAUCGACUUCGAGUACUGCUCGUACAACUAUCGCUCAUUUGACCUGGCGAAUCAUUUCCUCGAAUGGGUUUAUGAUUACACGCACAAAUCAGCGCCGUAUUACAAAGCCACCAUGGAGAAUUACCCAAGUGAAGCUCAACGCCUGCAUUUUAUCCAUGCUUAUCUCAAAGAGCAGGACUCCGAUGAAGAUCCACAGGUGUUAAUGCAUGAAGUUAGGGUCUUCACGUUGGUUAGUCAUCUGUUCUGGACUCUGUGGUCGAUUGUCAAUGCUGAAACGUCAAAAAUUCCAUUUGGUUACUGGGAUUAUGGUAUUUGUCGUAUGAGGUCUUACCAGAAAGCCAAGGCAGAACUCCAGCAGUAUCACAAAACUCACAAGAGAAAAGCUGAUUCACCGUGAAUUCGCAAUGUUUCACAUCCUUAUAGCUUAGACCAUGCAGAAAAAUGUUUCGAUUACAUAUCAUGAUGAUACGCAACCCGCCUCACACAUGAUUGUGUGAGGUGAUGAAAAUGCGGACGACUGGCGAGAGACAAGGUUACUUAACGGUCUGUGAUCUUAAGCUAUGUAGAUACACAUUUAAACAAGCCACACUCAACUAUUCAGUAUAAGAGCACCGCGUUAUAUACUUACUAUACCUUCUUAUUCACACUAAGCGUAGUUAUGAAUACUUAAAUGAUGUAAGUGAGAAAUGUAUGAAGCACUGAUUUUAGCGAUGUGUAAAAUGGCGGCCGUAAUGGUUAGGAUAACGUAAGAUACGAUUUGAAUUUUUGUACAUACCAUUUUGUAGCAGUGUUUGUGUUGACUUGUAGGUCUUAUUACUUACUGAUUACUUAGUUUAGGUUAUUUAUACGACAAUUAUGUUAUUAAUAUGAAUAAAGAAUUAAAUUUUA